This is a messenger RNA of Portunus trituberculatus (swimming crab), 1317 nucleotides long. RefSeq lists its product as uncharacterized. Gene Ontology annotation, biological process: DNA integration. The record is from RefSeq and is a predicted model, not a curated record. The coding region runs from base 1 to 1317 and encodes 438 amino acids. The transcript has 2 exons. NCBI's taxonomy places the organism in Eukaryota, Metazoa, Arthropoda, Malacostraca, Decapoda, Portunidae. Gene Ontology annotation, molecular function: nucleic acid binding.
AUGGUCGCCGCGGCAGCAGACGCCUCUACGGACGAUGUGGGUCAUGUGGUAGACCUACGUCAUGUGGAGGAGGAGGCAGUCAGAGAUGAGGAAUAUCGGCUCCUCCAUGAGUGCAUGGCCAAUGAUGGUUGGGGUGAGCGGAAGGACGCCGAGCCGGCCGCGCUACGCCCGUACUUCAGAAUGCGGCGGCACUUGUCGUGUCAAGGCAGCAUUGUUCUAUAUACCAGCGAUGAGAGAUUCCCCCGCCUCGUCAUCCCAGCCGCCCUCAGACGCACCGUGCUCGCCAAUCUCCACGUCGGUCAUCAAGGCAGAGACUCAAUGCUUCGCAAAGCCAGGCAGUCUGUAUACUGGCCCGGCAUCGACGCAGAAGUGGAGCAAAAACGACGCCAGUGCCAGGUGUGCGAGAUGCACACGCCCUCUCAGCCAGCCGAGCCGCUCCUGCCCACCCCACCACCCCAGUUCCCGUUUCAACAAGCCGUGGCCGACCUGUUUCAGCUACAAGGCAAUGUGUACAUCGCCUACGCCGACCGGCUGACAGCCACCAGCUCCCGCCUCAUCACGUUGUUCCGGCGGUGGUUCACACGCUUCGGCAUCCCUGAAGAGCUCUCAUGUGACGGGGGCACCAACCUCACUAGCCACGAGUCAAGAAGGUUCUUCGAGGACUGGCGCGUCACCCUACGAAUCUCAUCAUCCCACUACGCCCAAUCUAAUGGGCGUGCAGAAGCAGCUGUGAAGUCGGCCAAGAGGCUGCUAAGAGGCAACACAACUCGCGGGGGCUCCUUAGACACCGACAGCAUUGCCAGGGCGAUCCUCCAGUACCUGAAUACACCCCUGCACGGCCUCGACGCAUCCCCAGCGCAGCUGCUGACAGGCAGACAGCUGCGAGACGCCAUACCCGUGGAGAGCUCCCGCUACUUCAUCAGUGAGCAGUGGGGCAGAACACUGCGCGAUCGGGAACGUGCCAUGAUCGACACGUCAGUCAACUCAUCCAUACGGCACGACCAGCACGCCCACAGCCUGACACCCUUAAGGCCCGGGCAGCGAGCACGCAUCCAAAACCCAUCCAGCGGGCGGUGGGAUCGGGUGGGAACCGUGCUCGAGCUGUCUGCACCCCGCCAGUAUCUUCUACGACUCGACGGUAGUGGGAGAGCGUCCAUACGAAAUAGACGUCAUCUUCGUCCUCUCAUCGGUGAACCACAGCUGUCGGAUGAUUUGACUACGUCCCAUACACCUGUGUGCGUCACCACACGACGGCCUCGUCGCACCCAGCGAGCACCAAGGCACCUUGAUGAUUAUGUCUUGAACUCUCCUGUUUAG